UAAGCCCUAGUCGGUUUGAGAGCAGGUGAACGCUGGACUCUCGCCACCAAGCAACAAAUGCCUUGACAAGCCGUUAAAUAAGGGAGAAAGUAUCUGUUUAUACUGGCAGAAAAGCCGGUAAACAAACGUUCAUUGGAAAUGGAAGAAAAUCAACUUCUUCAUCGAAAUGCGUCUGUUUCAAAGUAACCGACUCACCUUGAACUACCGAGACUAUAGAAAUAUCAAGCUCUCCAGCAAAGAUGGCUGAUGACCGUGUAGCCAUCUUAACCGAUGAUGAAGAGGAGCUGAAGAGGAGACACCUCGAGCGUUUUGACCGCCUGUCGCUUGAGAUUCAGUCAGAUCAACCUUCACAGUCACCUCUGGACAAUGUACCUGUUGAUACAUCCCCAACUCCAUCCCCUCAACAUGACAUGAGCUGCAGUGAACGAUUGUUCCUACGGGUCAACCCCUACCUUCUAGUGUCAAAAGUGUUUUAUUUGUUCUUCUAUGCUGCAUAUGGUUCCCUCCAUCCCCUUCUUGCUUUGUAUUACAAGCAGCUGGGGAUGAAUCCCACCCAAAGUGGUCUCCUAGUUGGAAUCCGGUAUUUCAUUGAGUUCUGUAGCGCCCCUUUUUGGGGCAUCGUUGCAGAUCGUUUCAGGAAAGGUAAAGCAGUCUUAUUGUUCUCAAUGUUAUGCUGGCUCCUCUUCAAUUCUGGGAUUGGACUUGUGCAACCAGCAGACAUGACGUGUGAAGAAGAGAACCUCCCGACGACCACAGCCAUGGUACCGACUGUCCAUAGUACCACAUCUAACGAGACAUUCUACCUCAACGCCAGUUCUAUUCCGACACCAAACCAGAUGAGACGCCGCAGGGAUCUGAUUGGACACUACCCUUUGCGAACCAUCCUUUCCUACAUUCAGUCUGCAGGCUACAGCUCUAAACACAGAUUCAAACGGGACUCCAAUUUAAGUUUCACUGUUGCACCUGAAGAAUUUGAUAACAUGACACAAUUUGACCAAAACACCACAGGGCAUGGGCUAAGCACAUCUAUCUCAGCAUCCACCACCAAUUUCACAUCCGGCAGCACUACUCCGAGUACUACGACCAAAUCCAACCAAACACCUGAAUAUAACAUGGACCAGGUUCACGCCAUUUUCCUGCUGAUUCUGCUCAUCAUCAUCAUUGGCGAGUUUUUCAGUGCUCCAGCCAUUACUAUCGUGGAUACGAUGACACUGCAGUACCUGGGUGCACAUCGUGACCGCUACGGUCUCCAGCGAAUGUGGGGAUCUCUAGGAUGGGGUAUCGCUAUGCUCUGCGUAGGCAUCUGGAUCGACCACACUAGCACUGACCUUGUCAUCGGCAGCAUGGAAUGCUUACAGGAAAAUUACAAAAACUACAAUAUUGCCUUCAUCGUGUUCGGCGUAUUAAUGGGAUUUGCUUUGAUUGUUGCUACACAGUUUAAGUUUGAUGUUCAGCACCAAGACAGGAGCGAAGGCAACCAGCAGCAAAACGCCCAACACGGAGGUUCCUCUGGAACGGAGAACUCCGAGAUCCCAACAAUCGUCCAAGUUGAGGAGUUCCACUUCUGGGACUUGAUGCGACUGCUGUGCGGUGUACAGUAUGGCACCGUGUUGUUUGUGGCCUGGUUCAUGGGCUUUGGCUAUGGCUUUGUUUUCACUUUCCUUUACUGGCAUUUACAGGACCUGACAGGAACCACAACUCUGUUUGGUGUUUGUUCCGUCCUGAGUCACGUGUCGGAGCUUGCAGCCUAUUUCACUAGCCAUAAAUUCAUCGAACUGGUAGGACACAUCAGAGUUUUGUACAUCGGCCUGGCCUGCAACACAGCACGCUACCUCUACAUCUCAUAUCUGAAGAAUGCCUGGACUGUGCUGCCAAUGGAAGUACUGCAAGGUAUAACACAUGCGUCCGUAUGGGCGGCGUGUAUCUCAUAUUUGAGUGCAGCUGUACCUCCACCUCUUCGGACCUCCGCUCAAGGCAUCCUGCAGGGUCUCCACCUCGGGCUGGGCAGGGGCUGUGGGGCGAUGGUCGGUGGUGUAUGUGUCAACUACUUUGGUGUUGGCGAAACUUUCAGGGGAAUAGGAAUGACAUCGCUCGUUAUUUUGCUGAUCUUUUCAUUAAUUAUGUGCAUCACUGGCCAGAAUGAGAAAAAAGAGGACAAGAUGCUAGCAGAGAACAUUCCUAUCCCGUUCAGUCCUGUUCCCAUAGCCACCAUUGACCUGGUUCAGAACACAACAGACGCGGCCGCACCUGCUCGAGCCCAACCCAAACUUCCGGCUCGGAAAACACGGCACCAAGAGGAGCAGGAGGAUCUGCACAAGCCCGCUUGGGUUCCCUCUGGUUCGCCGUGGGUUACAGUCGUUCUACUGUUUUACCAAAUCAGAGACAUGGUCGUCGUUGCAAAGACCCCUGUUGAGUUCCAGCCCAUUCAGGACACAGAUGAGAUUCCCCCAGAAUCUCGAGAAGACCCAUCACCUCCCAUUGUCGGCAAUAGCGUGUGACAGGAUAGCGCUCUCAGUGGGCUCCAGUCCCAGGAGGACCCCGGGCCCCCAAGGGCCCCCUCACAGCUGCAAUUCCCAACACAGGACACGCAGCUUGUAUAACAAGCAAACAGCUGAUGGCACAAACUGACACUGACUCUGUAACCCGUGGGUAUUUUCUCUUCACAUAGUGAUUAUGUUUUCAUUGUGAAGAGUUUUAACGAACUUUGUGUGAAAAUACAAGAAGAAAGUAUGUUUCGGUAUAAAUGGCCUUUGUAUGAUUUUUAACUUAUUUACACAUCCAUUAAAUAAAGCCUAGCAGGGUUUUAAACUGUAA
Carassius auratus (goldfish) is the source of this 2814-nucleotide messenger RNA. Its product is annotated as major facilitator superfamily domain-containing protein 6-A-like. Gene Ontology annotation, cellular component: plasma membrane. The record is from RefSeq and is a predicted model, not a curated record. Gene Ontology annotation, biological process: antigen processing and presentation of exogenous peptide antigen via MHC class I. The transcript is spliced from 8 exons. The coding region runs from base 240 to 2498 and encodes 752 amino acids. Lineage: Eukaryota; Metazoa; Chordata; Actinopteri; Cypriniformes; Cyprinidae.